AAAAAAAAUAAAAUAAAAUAAAAAUAAAGGUUAAAUAUUAUAAUGAUAUUCCUGAUUGGUUGAUAUAACAUUUAAAAUAGCAUUUUAUUUCAUUUCUUUUCCCUUCAAGAUAUAUUAAAAUGUUGAAUCAAGUCAUUGUUCCUGCUAAUAUAUUCCACUUGAUUCUAUCCCAUGCUUAUUCAACUGAAAAUGAGGAGAUUAUUGGCAUGUUAAUUGGUCAUUGGGAGACAAUAACUAGUAAUAACCCAUAUAUUGGAACCAAGUCAGUUGCUCGUGUGAAAUAUAUCUCAUAUUUGACUCGGUCGGAUAAACGUAAAGAUAGAGUAGAGAUAGCACCUGAAAAUCUACAUUUAGCAGCAUUACAAGCAGAAGAGUUUGGGAAGCAAAUAGGUACACCAAUGAUGGUCAUUGGUUGGUAUCAUAGUCAUCCGCAUAUAACAGUAUUUCCCUCCCAUGUUGACAUUAAGACACAAUUAUCACAACAACUAAUGGAUGAUAGAUUCUUUGGUAUUAUUGUAUCCUGCUUUGAUUCAAAUAAUGAAAACACUGAAAAGAUUCAAAUUACUUGCUUUCAAUCAAUAUUGGAUCAGGAAACAAAUACAGCAAUAAAAGUAAAUGUACCAUUAAUUAUUGAACCUUCAACGGUAACAAAAGAGUAUGAUCCUACUAGUGUUAUUCAAGAAUUACAUUUGAAAUUAUCAGAGCAUAUGUAUGAAGAACAAAAAAGAGAAUAUAUUCUAUCAAAUAACUGUGUCCAAUAUGAUUUAAGAAAGAUGAAUAAAUCAGAUAAAGACGAUAGUUUACCUGAUAUGAUGACUCAAUUAUAUAAUACAAGUAUUUAUGGUCAAUUUAUUACAAGUUUAAUAGAUAAUAUGAUUAUUCCUACAACUCAUAUAUUAGACUUAAAGUCAAUAGAAUUAGAUAAAGAGAUUGAAGAAUUAGAGAAAUAUAAAAGACACUUAUUGUCGUCAAAUUCUAAUACUACAGCAUUGUCUAUACCAAAUAAUAAUACGAAAUCACGUUCUAUUGAAGACUAUUUAAUUCAAUUAUAAUAUAUCAUUUUUUUUUUUAAAAAAAAUCAUUCUCUU
This is a messenger RNA of Cokeromyces recurvatus, 1088 nucleotides long. RefSeq names its product JAB1/Mov34/MPN/PAD-1 ubiquitin protease-domain-containing protein. Gene Ontology annotation, molecular function: metallopeptidase activity; polyubiquitin modification-dependent protein binding. NCBI's taxonomy places the organism in Eukaryota, Fungi, Mucoromycota, Mucoromycetes, Mucorales, Mucoraceae. Gene Ontology annotation, biological process: double-strand break repair. The transcript is spliced from 8 exons. The record is from RefSeq and is a predicted model, not a curated record. The coding region runs from base 120 to 1052 and encodes 310 amino acids. Gene Ontology annotation, cellular component: BRCA1-A complex; BRISC complex.